UACCAGCAGACCGCCAGACCAGCUGUGGUUGUAGACUAUCAAAUAAUAGAGCCCAUUGGUUAUUUGAGUUAUUUCUUUAAUUGUCUCUUCAGACUAAUUGAAGCCAUGACUUGUCGUUAACAUACUUUCAAGACUUCAGUCCUCAAGUCCAGUUCAUUGAUAACAUUGAUAAGCUGCUUGUAGCUUGUAAGCUGUUGUUGCUCUUUUCCGUUCAUUUCAGUCCAAUAUCUUAAUUAUCUUACUACCUACAACUGCUACAACCUAKGCCAUGAUAGUUACUUGUUAAGAUUUCAUAUGAGUUUAUUGGUUUUUACAAAUUAUAAUACUUGAGUUACCUUGGAAAUUUGAAAAUCCUGUUGAAACUUCUUGACGUUGUGUCAAAAUCAUAAUCGGAUAUUUACUGUGAUGAACUCAUUAGUUGCCGAUUAUGGAGAUGAAACAGACACUGAUUCUCUGGAAAGUGAUCAAAAUCUAGAUGAAAACACCAAGGAUAUGAAGACAGUUGAUGAGUUUAAAAUUGAGAAUAAGCUCCCUGCACCAAGGUUCAAAGAUACUGGUGUUAUCAAUGAAUCUGUCUUCAGAAAUCCUUAUUUGGAAGCUGAACGAGCUAAAUGUGCUGUAUUAGAAAAACAUGUUAAAAUGGUCCCUGCUAAAGAUCACCUUACAAAAGUUAAUGGGAAAAAUAUAUGUUGGAUGAACAGAAAGGGUCGCUGUCGUUUUGGAAAUAAGUGUAAAUUUGCUCAUGACUCAGAAUUAUUUAAUGAUCCAAAUAUAAUAGAUGAAGACAAAUCAAAUAAGGAGUGUUCAACAGAAAAAAAAAAAGAAAAGACCUGGAUUAUCACAAACUUUAAUACCAGGGAAAAAAAUUCUUAAGAUAUUUAAAAAAACAGAAAUGUCUAAUGUGCAUUCAUAAAAUAUUAACUAACUACAUAUUUUUUACCGUUUAUAAAUCCUAUUGUAU
Molecule: messenger RNA, 961 nt
Organism: Diuraphis noxia (Russian wheat aphid)
Lineage: Eukaryota; Metazoa; Arthropoda; Insecta; Hemiptera; Aphididae
Molecular function (GO): metal ion binding
Source: RefSeq, a predicted model, not a curated record